AUGACUCCUCCUCAGCCGACAAGGCCCUUACUCCUCUACAUCACUUUCACGCCGAAAUCAGUCGGAGCUCUGCUCACCCAGGAAAUUGACGGACUCGAACGACCCGUGUACUACAUAAGUAGAGUCGUCCAAGGAGCUGAGAUCCGAUAUUCCCCCAUUGAGUGGCACUGCCUCGCCCUAGUCUUUGCCGCUAAAAAGCUCCGCCAUUACCUUCUUUCUUACCCUAUCCAUCUCAUGACCAGAAGCGAUCUCAUCCGCUUUCUCCUCACUAGACCAGCGCUCUCCAGCAGGCCAGCUCGCUGGCUCUUAUCAUUAGCAGAAUAUGACAUCACUUGCAAAGCUCCCAAGGCCGUCAAGAAUCAAGCGCUCGCCGACCUCUUGGCUCACUUCCCUAGUGGAGAACAUGAACCGCCUUCGGACGAAUUGCCAGGAGAUGAGUUCCAAGCAGCCGAAGUAAACACCAAAGGAGAAUGGAGUUUGAGUUUCGAUGGAUCGUCCACCUCUAAAGGGGGAAGAGCUGGAAUAGUCCUUAUUUCCCCAAAUCAAACUGAAGUCAAUUUGUCAUAUAAACUGGAUUUUAAAUGCUCUAACAACGAGGUGGAAUACGAGGCCCUAAUAUUAGGGCUUAUGGCAGCACUCCACCUAGGAGUAAGUCUCCUAUGUAUCAAAGGCGACUCUAAUUUGGUGGUCAAGCAGACCAAUGGAGACUAUGCUAUCAAAGAGCCCCCUUUAGCCUCGUACAGAACCAUUGUCCAAAGGUUGACAGACAAAUUUGACAUGGUAAAGGUAGAACACGCUCCUCGCUCCAACAAUCGACACCCAGACGCCCUUGCUACCUUGGCUUCUAAAGUAGAAUUUGCGGAAGAAUCAACUCAGAUAGAAGUGCUGAAGCGCUCCAUGCCGUGCUCGGUAACAACUAUUUUUCCUGAAAAAGAACCCGUCGACUGGAGAGCCCCAAUCAUCGAUAAGCUCCGCGCCCCCUCACGUAAACUACCUUUGUGCGAAAUCAAACACUUCACGAUUUACCAAGGAGUCCUCUACUACAAAGGGCCUGGGGGUCUGCUAGCACGAUGCAUCGACUUUACCGAAGCCAAGUCUAAGCUAGAAGGGGUUCAUAAUCGUUUUUGCGGAACAGGAGACGUGAGCCUCUACAGGAGACUACAACGACAGGGAUAUUAUUGGACUACUAUGGCCAAAGAAGCAAACGACCUUCAGGGAAAGUGCACCAAAUGCCAGGAAUUCCCUCCAAAAGCUGAAUUCAAUUUUGCAGAAAUCACCUCCGACUGGCGUCAGGUGUAUAUAGAUUACCUCAAAGAAGCAUCAUUGUCGCCAGAUCGCUCUGCAGCAGCAAUAAUCAAGAAGCGAGCUUCGAAAUUCUUUUUGCAGGAAGGGCAACUUUUCAAGCAUGGCUUUGACGGGAAGCCUUUACGCUGCUUAUCGGGAGCAGAAAUCCAUAAAGUUUUAGAACUUGCUCAUGAGUCGGAGCACCAAGACGGAGCCAAGCUAUUCCAACAUCUUUUGCAUAUAGGUUAUUAUUGGCCCACCAUGGAAGCGAACGCCAAAAUAUAUGCCAAACGCUGUAAACCUUGUCAAGUCCAUGGUAACCUUAUUCACGCACCAGCCACUGAUCUGCAUAGUUCGAGCUCACCAUGGCCUUUCCACACAUGGGCUAUGGAUCUUAUUGGCCCCAUCUCUCCACCGUCAAUGGGACACAUAUGGAUCGUAGCGGCCACGGAGACUUACACUAAGUGGGUAGAAGCCAUCCCCCUAAAGAAAGCAACAGGAGCCGCUGUCUCCAAUUUCAUUCGAGAAUUUAUUAUAUGUCGUUUUGGCAUUCCUAGAGUAAUCCUGUCGGAUAAUGGGACUCCUUUUGUCAACCGCCAAGUGGGGAAACUCUUAGUCUCCUACGACAUCACACACCAUAAAUCAACGCCUUACUAUCCCCAGGGGAAUGGACAAGCUGAAGCAACCAACAAAACACUCCUUAGAAUCCUUUCAAGGACUCUCAAGGAUUAUCAAAGGGACUGGGCACAUGUGCUUCCAAUGGCGCUCUGGGCAUACAGAACAUCCAACUCAAAUGACCCCAUUUUCGUUGAUAUAUGGCAUGGAAGCCGUCCUUCCAAUGGAAAUUGCCAUACCAUUAGCUCGCAUGGCCCUCCGAACCGGAACUAG
Molecule: messenger RNA, 2172 nt
Organism: Camellia sinensis
Lineage: Eukaryota; Viridiplantae; Streptophyta; Magnoliopsida; Ericales; Theaceae
Source: RefSeq, a predicted model, not a curated record